CAAGCAGGAUGUCCAGGCUGUGGAGGUGUCAUGGCCAAGUCACACCUGCUGCUGUGGCUGCUGCUGCUGCCCACACUCUGUGGCACAGGGGCUGAAGCUGUAGGGACCACCUCGUCCCAGGCCUGUGCCCAGGGCCCUGAGUUUUGGUGCCAAAGCCUGGAGCAAGCGUUGCAGUGCAGAGCACUGGGGCACUGCCUGCAGGAGGUCUGGGGACAUGCGGGAGCCGAUGACCUGUGCCAGGAAUGCAACGACAUCAUCAACAUCCUCACCAAGAUGACCAAGGAGGCCAUUUUCCAGGACACAAUUCGGAAGUUUCUGGAGAACGAGUGUGAUGUCCUCCCCUUGAAGCUGUUGGUGCCCCGAUGCCACCACGUGCUCGAAGCCUACUUCCCGCUGGUCAUCGACUACUUGCAAAGCCAGAUCAACCCAAGGGCCAUCUGUGAGCACCUGGGCUUGUGUAAAUCCGGGCGUUCAGAGCCCAGGCUGGAGCCAGAGCUGUCGGACCCUCUGCUGAACAGGCUGGUCCUUCCAGUGCUGCCCAGGGCCCUCUGGGAGCAGCCGGGGCCUCAGACACAGGAUCUCUCUGCUCAGCGGUUCCCCAUCCCCCUCCCCUACUGCUGGCUCUGUAGGACUUUGCUCAAUCGGGUCCAAGCUGUGAUUCCCAAGAGUGUACUGGCCCCGGUUGUGGCCCAGGUGUGCCACGUGGUGCCCCUGGUGGCAGGCGGCAUCUGCCAGUGCCUGGCCGAGCGCUACACUGUCAUCCUGUUGGACGUGCUGCUGGGCCGCAUGCUGCCCCAGCUGGUCUGCGGCCUCGUCCUCCGGUGCUCUUUGGAGAAUGGUGCUGGCCCAGGCCUCACCGCUCUGCAGUCCCUGUGGGGAGAAUGGAUACCGGACGACUCCAAGUGCCAGCUCUGCGUGUCCGUGACCACCCAGGCAGGGAACAGCAGUGAGGAGGCCAUGCCACAGGCAAUGCGCCAGGCUUGCCUCAGCUUCCAGCAGGACAGGCAAAAGUGUGAGCAGUUUGUGGAGCGACACUCCGUGCAGCUGCAGAGCCUGACAGCCAGGGGCCAGGAUGCCCGCACCACCUGCCAGGCGCUGGGGGCAUGCGCAACCACAUUCAGUCCUCUCCAGUGCGUCCAGGAGCCCCACUUCUGAUGGGAACUCAGAGCUGUGCCAGGGUGUGGUGUGAGAACACAAGUUCCUUAGGGAAACUUGACUCCAACACAUUAACGAGAAUGAAGAGAUCAGCCUUAGAGGCAUAGACAGGCCUGAGGACUGGCUCAAAGGGUGCCCUGAUACGGGAGCAUUCACACAACUGGCCUAAGAGACGGUCAGGAUUGAACAAAAUGGUGGGCCCGCAAGAACCCAUGACUGUGGACAAAGCGCUCACAGAUUUCAUGGACCUUGAGAGGAGAAGUCUGACAUGUGUCGCCAAUGCGGGCACAGGAAGAUGGAGACCAGGCAAGGUGCACAAUGCUUCGGUGAAGCCCUACAGACCACCGAGAGCACGUCGCCAACCUCGCUGCUCAUGAUCUGGCAGUCUGUGAAUCACUCCCGGGGAACAGAAGGAGGAUUCGGUGGGUAGUUAUCCAGGAGGGGCUGAGUAUUAUUAAACAAUGACAGACUGAGUUAUUUUCAAAUGGAAAUAGGACAUGUGGGGGCUUAAGAGCCAAAACUAUCUAGUUCAAUUAUAGAGAAAUAAAAACAGUGACAUGUAUGUUCCCUCGUUAAUGACUGAGGUUUAAAAUCCACAACACAAUCAUUGUAACAUUACAUAUCAUUCCGAGCUUUCCUCUGCAUGCGCACGAAAACAGGUAUGACAGGUUUUUAAAUGGGAGCAUCCUAUACAUGCUGCUUUGUAAACUCCUUUAUUCAUUCAAAAAUAACCUUUCCAGAUCAAUAAAUAUAAAUAUCUAUCAUCACUGUUAAUUGGCUCAUAUUUUUUUCUUUAUACAAACUUUCAUUCUUAAAUAUCAACUAUCAAUAUCUGAUCAGUUCCAAGAUGUGAAGUUUGGGGGCAAAAACCUACACGUCUUGACUGUUCACGCAGGCGGUGUCACCAAGCUGCCCCUCCGUGUGCAGCACUCCAACUCCCACCCCAGCAGGAAGCGGGGACCGUGUCCACUCCCACCUACGUGGGUAUUAGCAGUCUUGCAAAUCUUUGCUAAUCUAAAAUACUAAAGUGACAUCAUUGGUUGUUCCACUUUUCACUUCUUUUGUUACUAACCUUUUACAUGUUUAUUGGCCAUUUAUAUUUCACCUUUUGUGAAACGCUCAUGUGGGUGUUUUGCCUGAUUCUCCCUUGGAGCGCUCUGUCCACUGUUCUACCAAGAAAAAUAUACCAGGUGUACUCACUCACUUACUGUCCUGUAGGUGGCAAGUUUUCCCCUAUCACGUCUUUUAAAUUUAAGAUACGUUUUCCACAUACGUACCUUUUCCUUUGUGAGUUCCAGCUGAGAAAGUGGAAUCUCAAUCUCAUCUGCGGUUCGAGGUCUCCAAGAGGAAGCAGAUGCUGGGGUCACAACUGUAAGACACGCCAGCCAGGCCUCCAGCUGGGAGAGCAGUGGUGGAAGCAAGCCCUAAUGUCUCCCGCAAAGGGCCUUAAGCUAUUGUACACAGGACAUGACAGUCAGCUCUGAGCAGUGGUCCCCAACCCUCCAGGCAACAGUAUUAACUGUCAACAUCUUGAGAGAGUGUAAAGAGACAAAAUAUUUUGGGCAGAAGGAUAUGGACUGAGAACAGAGGUUUGGCAUGAUGCCAUUUGCUCGAUGAACAUUAGUGAUUAACUCCGAAGUGCCAAGCAUUCCCAUAAAACAAACAGUUCCUGUCUUUCCUCUUAGAGUUGAGUCUAACGGGAAGACAGCUAUUAACCACAGAAUCACAGAAAAAUGGAAUUCUUCAGUGGAAUGUGUGCUAUCAGUUAGAAAUAUACAUGGUACUGAGCAGGUACAUGAAGUCAGAGAGGUAAAAGAGCAAGAGUUAAAAAGGACAGAGUGACUGCCCCUGAUUAUCAAGGGGAAAUUGGGUUCCUUCUAUACUGUGCAGGCAAGAUGGACUAUGUCCAACGGGCA
This is a messenger RNA of Phyllostomus discolor (pale spear-nosed bat), 3071 nucleotides long. RefSeq names its product surfactant protein B (gene SFTPB). The record is from RefSeq and is a predicted model, not a curated record. NCBI's taxonomy places the organism in Eukaryota, Metazoa, Chordata, Mammalia, Chiroptera, Phyllostomidae. Bases 31 to 1155 code for a protein of 374 amino acids. Gene Ontology annotation, biological process: sphingolipid metabolic process. The transcript has 11 exons. Gene Ontology annotation, cellular component: lysosome.